ACAAGGCCUCAGAUCGUGAAUCAAUAUUAUCCGAGCACCAGGGCGCCAUCGCAUCGGCUUCAUCAUCCGCUCCAAAUCGAAGAGAAACAGAAAUACUUUCCCAACAAAAAUCGGAGAAAAUCACAAAAGAUGAAAAUUGUUCACAGAGACUUCAUUAGCAAUGGCCCUGGUGGUGUCAAGAUGAUUCCUGAGGAGGCAGACGACUUGUGGAUUGCAUAUAAUUUGAUAAGUGAAGGUGACACAGUGUUAGCUUCAACUGUUAGGAAAGUUUUAAGAGAGUCUGCUUCGGGGGGAAGAGAAGCGGAGCGAGUAAAAUUACGAUUACAGAUAAAUGUUGAGGCUGUGGAGUAUGAUAAAGAAGAUUCUGCGUUGCGUAUAAGGGGUAAGAACGUCCUGGAGAAUGAACAUGUAAAGAUUGGUGCAUUUCACACAUUAGAAAUUGAGCUGCACCGACCAUUUGUUUUGGGGAAGGAGGUCUGGGACUCACUUGCUUUGGAGGUUCUUCGUCAAGCUUCUGAUCCUGCUGCGAGUGCCGAUUUGGCUGUGGUUUUGAUGCAAGAAGGCUUGGCACAAAUUUUUCUAGUUGGUAAAAGUGUGACAGUUAGUCGUUCUCGGAUUGAGACUUCCAUUCCUAGGAAGCAUGGCCCUGCUAUAGCAGGUUAUGAUAAAGCUCUGAAUAAGUUCUUCAAUAAUGUUGUGGAUGCUUUCCUUAAGCAUAUCGAUUUCAAGUUGGUUCGUUGUGCAGUGAUUGCUAGUCCAGGAUUCACAAAGGAUCAAUUUCACCGUCAUUUGCUGUUGGAAGCAGAGAGGAAGCAGUUGAGACCUAUAAUUGAGAACAAAUCACGGAUAGUUCUUGCACAUACCACCUCAGGCUAUAAGCAUAGUUUGAGAGAAGUUCUGGAUGCCCCUAAUGUAAUGAAUAUGGUUAAAGAUACCAAAGCUGCAAAAGAGGUACAAUCCCUCAAGGAUUUCUUCAACAUGCUUUCAAAUGAGCCGGAGCGUGCUUGCUACGGACCAAAACAUGUUGAAGUUGCUCAUGAGCGAAUGGCCAUCCAAACACUUCUCAUUACAGAUGAACUCUUCAGGAACUCGGAUAUAGCAACACGAAAAAAAUAUGCCAAUUUGGUCAAUGGAGUCAAGAAUUCAGGCGGCACUGCACACAUAUUUUCCUCUAUGCAUGUCUCCGGCGAACAAUUGACACAGCUGAGCGGUAUUGCUGCUAUACUUCGGUUUCCUUUACCCGACCUGGAUGACAUAGAGAUGUGAGUAUGUGACGGAAAUCGGACCGAAGGUGGCAUUGACUCUUGUAACAUCUGUCUAAUUGUCCCUCUUAUACUCUCACAUAAGUAAAUUAAUAAAUUUUAAAAAAUAAAAAAUAAAUGCACAUUUGUAUAAUAAAUCAUUGUCUAUGUGAGAAAUGAGAAGGUCCAUAUUUUUUAGCAUAUAAUAUCCAUACAAACCUGCAAAAUGCAUUAUUGUUUCACACUAGUCCUGAAUCAUUGACUGCCAUUCUUAAUUUUCAAUUAGUUUGAGUUAGUGUAAUUAUAAUAAAAAAAUUAGUAUGAU
This is a messenger RNA of Cuscuta campestris, 1566 nucleotides long. NCBI's taxonomy places the organism in Eukaryota, Viridiplantae, Streptophyta, Magnoliopsida, Solanales, Convolvulaceae. The record is from the annotation of a GenBank genome assembly.